AAGCACGUCAGAGGUCGGUGGGCGGAAAAGCGGUAGUGUGUCUCGAAAUCGGAAGAUAAAGCCCCAAACCGAACCGGGCCGUUUGAUCCUGACGUUUCCCCAGAACCCGAAGGAGAAACCCCGGUUCGUCUCCAGCGUUAAUGGCGGUCCCUGCAGCUCAGACGGAUGUCCAAAUGGACAGAGGCGCCCAGACGGUCCCCCCUGAGGACAACAUUGACAUCGACGAGAAAGAGUUAGAAAACAUCACAAAGAAACAGCGAGAAGGAGACACGGCGACGCUGCCGCUGCACUCACCCUGGACCUUUUGGCUCGACAGGUCGUUACCGGGGACAACGGCUGCAGAGUGUGAAUCCAACCUAAAGAAGAUCUACACCGUGGAAACUGUUCAGAUGUUCUGGGGUGUUUAUAACAACAUCCCUCCAGUCACAGCCCUGCCUCUCAGAUGUAGCUACCACCUGAUGCGAGGAGAGAGGAGACCGCUAUGGGAAGAAGAAAGUAAUGCCAAAGGAGGAGUUUGGAAGAUGAAAAUCCCCAAAGAAAACAGUUCUACGGUCUGGAAGGAGUUGUUACUUGCUACUAUCGGGGAGCAGUUUGCAGAUUACUGUGCAUCAGAUGAUGAGGUCGUCGGCGUCAGCGUUAGCGUUCGAGAUCGAGAGGAUGUGGUGCAAAUAUGGAACAAAGAUGCAACUCUUGCUAAUGAAGCAAAUAUCUUGGGGAAAGUCUAUGAGCUGCUCCCGUAUAUAUCCUUUAAAGCAGUUUUUUAUAAGCCUCAUAUGGAUCAUCAUGCCUUUGAGGGAGGACGCUCAAGACAUCAUUAGACUGUAAAGCACUUUGUUUUUUUUAAAACCAGGACUCUGUAUCUGCCUUCACAGUAGGCAACGUCCACAGCUUAGGUAAAGAUAGUAUUUUUGCUUUCAAUGAGGAAAGGUUAUCAAUAUAUUUUUAUAUCUUUUAAUGACUGCUGCCUUGUUUUAAUCAUAAUAUUGGUCCUGAAGCUCUGAGGGGUUCAGAGAGUUUAGAUUGUGUGAAUCUCAUUGGAAAAGCAUUAAGUAAUAAGUGUAGGAGGAGGGGGGGGCUCUGCCUGUCUGUACUGACCCAUUCCGGACUUCUGGACAUUCAAGGGACCAACCAUGUCAUUCCUGGUGUAGAGGAAGGAAUCAUCCUCAAUAGAUUAGAGUAUUAUAGAGACUUUUAUUGAUCAUUGCACACAGCCUUCUGUUUUUUGUAGGCUUUUUGUCCUUUUUUUUCUGUUAUUUAUGUAAUUCUGAAUGAAAACACAUUAACGAUCAGAAUAUUGCAGACCAAUUGAAACCUUUUAAAAUGAAACGUAUGUUUAAUACUUUAAGGUUGCUUUCUGUACUUUUAAUCUGUCAAAAGAGCCUCUCUGAAGCACACAUUCUGAUUUAUUGAUUAUAACCUUUCAGUUGCACCAUCUAGUUUUUUAUAAGCUGCGUUUUCCUGCUUCACACCAUGAAUCGGUUAGUUUGUUUGGUGCCAAAGCACUAGUGUGCUUUUCUGUUAAGAGGUUUGGGGUCGUCGUCAUUCCUCUUUUUCAUCCGGUUGGGCUUUUAUUAGCUCAGAUGGAGGGAAUGUAACAUUCAAAGUUUAAUACCCAUCAAGGUUGAACUUCACCCUGGCUUUUUAUGUCUAAGCCAUCGUAAAGGAUCAAAGUGAAGUCCAGCACAGAUGUGGCUUUAUGAUUAUUUUUUUGUUUUAAAGCUUUGUUCUUAUGGAAAGAUUUUUUUUUUUUUUCCAAGUGUCUUUAGGAAUGUUAUGUUUUCAUUUCUCCCCUUCCAUCGCAUUAGAAAUGCUUUGCUACUUGACCUCUGAUUUAGGUUACUGGUGUGAGGUAAUGCUCCACAUUUUUCCUCCUGCCGCUGCAUGUUUCUACUUACAGUAAUUCUAGUUUUCUUGCUGCGCCAUAACCACUGCACACAGGGACGCUUUCUAUCUAGUUCAGUGAUAUACUGUAGAUGUUUAGGGGUAGGGAGAUGGAUUAUGUUCCGGUUUAGCUUUAAGAAAGCUGAGGAAAGGUUUACUGUAGCCUGCUGCUUAGGGGGAUAGAAAACCACCAGGUAGAUCAGCUCCUGUCCAUGGAAUAUUUCUCUUUUAUCUGACGUUAUUAAGCCAUACCGUUCAUCUAACACCCUUUGAAAGUUUUUUUCAAUUAAAUAUACCCUCCAGUCAUUUGUUUGUAAUAAAUCUCUUUUCAGGACGAUGAUUUAAAAAGAAGCAUUUGUUUUCCCUCUGUAAAGCCCCUUUCUGCUGUGACAUGGACAGAUCAAAUAAAAUGGAGCUG
Molecule: messenger RNA, 2299 nt
Organism: Cyprinodon variegatus (sheepshead minnow)
Lineage: Eukaryota; Metazoa; Chordata; Actinopteri; Cyprinodontiformes; Cyprinodontidae
Gene: eif4e3
Product: eukaryotic translation initiation factor 4E family member 3
Exons: 7
Coding region: 141-818 (225 amino acids)
Biological process (GO): translational initiation
Cellular component (GO): eukaryotic translation initiation factor 4F complex
Molecular function (GO): translation initiation factor activity; RNA 7-methylguanosine cap binding
Source: RefSeq, a predicted model, not a curated record